GACAUGAACAUGAGAGCAGCGGUGGUGACUGUGGAAGACAUUCUCCGCUACCACUUCAAGGACAAGACCCUCCUUCAAGAUUCGUUGACCCAUUCUUCCUACAGUGACUCUCCUUCCUACCAACGCCUCGAGUUCGUGGGUAACGCCAUUCUCGGCCUCGUUCUAGCCGAGAAUAAUGUAUUCCGAGACUACCCAGACCUCGACCCCGGUCAUCUCUCUCUCCUCCGCACUGCCAACAUUAGCACAGAGAAGCUCGCCCGUGUCGCCGUCCGCCACGAGCUCUACCGCUACGUUCGUCACAAAGCCCCUUCUCUUGAAGCCAAGGUUAGCGAGUUCGUCCUUGCUGUUCAAGAAGAAGAUGGCGCCGUUACCUACUGUGGAUCUGUUAAAUCGCCUAAGAUUUUGGCAGACAUUGUUGAGUCCGUUGCCGCAGCUGUUUACGUCGACUGUAAUUAUGACCUCAAAGCUCUAUGGAAGGUUUUUAAGAGACUUAUGGAGCCAAUUAUUACCCUUGAAACCUUACACAAGCAACCACAGCCGGUGACCGUGUUGUUUGAGUUUUGUCAGAAGCAGGGGAAGCAAGUGGACGGGAAGCUCAUUGGCUCUGGUUCCUCAGAUCAAAAGGAGAUAGCCAAGCUUAAUGCUGCAAAGGAAGCUUUGGGAAAGCUGUGGAAAUUGCAACCCUCGGAGACCAAGACUGGGGGUGGUAAUGGAGCUGACAAGAUUGAGGGGGCUAAGCACAAGUUGAAUGAGAUAUGUGGCAAGAAGAGGUGGCGUCAGGCCAAGUAUAGGUAUGCACUUCCGUUCUUUCUGGAACUCAAUUCUGCUUUCAUCUCGGAAAACAUUCAGUUGUACACUAUUAGGAAGUGA
Molecule: messenger RNA, 870 nt
Organism: Telopea speciosissima
Lineage: Eukaryota; Viridiplantae; Streptophyta; Magnoliopsida; Proteales; Proteaceae
Product: ribonuclease 3-like protein 2
Exons: 4
Coding region: 4-870 (288 amino acids)
Biological process (GO): siRNA processing
Cellular component (GO): cytoplasm; nucleus
Molecular function (GO): RNA binding; ribonuclease III activity
Source: RefSeq, a predicted model, not a curated record